AUGACCAACGCAUCAGCCUCUGAAACUAGCAAGACUAGGCUAGGCCUACGUGUCUUUGCUAUAAUUUUGGCCAUCGUUACAAUGUCAAUCUUUGGAGCCUCAUGGCGCAACCGGGCUUGGGUAUACUAUAUUGUUGCCGGCAUCCCAGGAAUUUGGUCUUUGAUCAAUGUGGUCCUAAUCGCCUUCAAGCGGCCUGCCCACCCUGGCGCCCAUAUUGCCCUGGAUCUCAUCUUCACGGCUGACCUUUGGUUUUUCGGAUUUUUCGGCCUUUUAGGCGAGUCCAUGUCGUAUGAAAAGGGAUACUCAAGGGUCUCGCUGCGGGCCAUGCUUAUCGCUGCUUUAUCACUCAUGAUUUUUAAUGGUUUGCUCCAUUUCGUUCACUUUGUCCUAGGUUGCUGCGAUGUACACUGGAGACGCCAUGCUUUAUCAGUCGAUCACAAUCCCCGGAAGGGAGAUAUUGAAGACUCCGUCUAG
Molecule: messenger RNA, 474 nt
Organism: Penicillium concentricum
Lineage: Eukaryota; Fungi; Ascomycota; Eurotiomycetes; Eurotiales; Aspergillaceae
Exons: 3
Coding region: 1-474 (157 amino acids)
Source: RefSeq, a predicted model, not a curated record